Phlebotomus papatasi is the source of this 1149-nucleotide messenger RNA. RefSeq names its product transmembrane protein 199. Gene Ontology annotation, biological process: vacuolar proton-transporting V-type ATPase complex assembly. The record is from RefSeq and is a predicted model, not a curated record. Gene Ontology annotation, cellular component: endomembrane system. NCBI's taxonomy places the organism in Eukaryota, Metazoa, Arthropoda, Insecta, Diptera, Psychodidae.
GCCAGAUCCCAAACUCCAAGCCACCUUGGAGGCCAAUCGGGAAGACAGGAGAAAAAUAUGGAGUCAUUUUGUUGAUGAUAUGGCCCAUAAGUGCUCAAGAGUUGAUCAUACAUUUGAGGAAAAAGAGGAAGAACUGAGAGAUUUCUAUUCGGAUUUGGAGCGGAAAUUGCACAUCCACAAAUAAAAUCAUGUCUAAGGGAAGUAUUGUUGAUCCUCGGCUGAGGAUAGUUGCAUCAAAGAAGUUCUGUGAUUACGUGCAGAAGCAUCUGGCAGAUGAGAAAAAUCUUCCGGAAAAUAUUGCAAGAAUUUGUGGAAAGAUUUCUAAGAGUUCCCAGGAAGAGAAUACAAGGACCUACCCAAGUGUUAUUUAUACUGAGAGUGAGAAGAAAUUGUUGGUGACUGCUGAGGAGGUGGCUGAAAAUCCCACAGAGGAGAAGAAAGAGGAAAGGAAACCCGCAAAUAACAAAGAAAAGACAAAAAAGGAACAAAUUAUCAUAGUUCAGGAUGUGAAAUGGCUCAAUGGAAUGCUCCAGGAGAAGAGGGCAACUGCAUCUGAGCCAGUGUACUUACACGAACUCCUGGAAAACUGCUCAGUACUUCUACCGGAAAAUCCAAUUAUUGAGAGGAGCCCUGAGCUAGAGAAGCGCUGUGAGACUCUCCGAAAGGAGCAGGAAAAUAGGAAUUAUCGCAAAAUGACCCGAAAUGUCGAGAGCUACCGAAAUCAUCCCUAUGAAGACAGCAUCUCCUAUCAAAUCAAACAAAUCAACAAACAGCUAAUCGCUGUUGCCCAAUUCAUCUUCUCAGUCAUUGCGGGAUUCGUCUUUGGCUUCCUGGGCAUUCAAUUAAUUGUGGGCAAUCUGGACUUUGGCUUUCGCUUGCUCCUGGGAAUAAUGUUCGCUUUGAUCAUUGCUCUCGCGGAGAUUUAUUUCUUGGCCAAGAAGCUCAAUGAGAAUGCCGAUGAAUUCAAAUCUGCAAGUUCUCCAGAACACAAGAGCGGAUUUAAAACUGGUCCAGUUCCAGCGAAUGGCGAUAAAGAGCACAGAGAUUAGAUUUCUGUGAAUUCCAAAGUAAUUAUCAUUUUUGUGCUUAAUGUUCGUUAUUUUAUGAAUUACAAAUAAAAUCCCUUAUUUGAGGGGGAAGUCCAGAUGA